AUGUCCACCCCAAUUCAACAGGAUACAGUCACCCCAACUGAGGCUCCCGCAAAGGAGGAGAAAGCCAAACCUGGCGCGUCAUGGAAGGCUGGCGAGACGCAAACUCUUCCCAAAAACAACCUCCCAAUCGUGUUUCUUGCGCUUACUUUGACGACCUUCCUUGCUGCAAUGGAUCAAACGAUCGUUGCGACCGCCCUACCAACAAUUGUUUCGCAACUCGGAGGAGGGAAGGAAUAUGCCUGGGUUGGAAGCUCUUACAUGCUGGGUUCUGCGGCUUUAUCACCGCUAUAUGGUAAACUUUCGGAUAUCUUUGGUCGGAAACCUUUACUUUACUCCUGCAUCGUCACUUUCCUUAUCGGAUCGGCGCUCUGUGGUGCUGCACAGAAUAUGACAUGGCUUGUGGUUGUGCGUGUGGUGCAGGGGAUGGGCGGAGGAGGCAUCAUCCAACUAUUAAGUGUCAACAUCACGAUUGGUGAUAUCGUUUCACUAGAAGAUCGAGGAAAAUUUGUAGGUCUUUUGGGUGAGUCGACAUACUUACGUGAACAGUUUGAUCUCAGUUACUAUACCAGGUGCAACGUGGGGUAUAGCAUCGGUAGUUGGGCCUUUGAUGGGAGGCGUAAGCCACUUGUUUCCUCGCCGAAACCUUCUCAGUCGUCGCAGGCUCUCACCGAGAAGGUCUCCUGGAGAUGGUGUUUUUGGAUAAAUCUACCUACAGGUGGUUUAGCCGGCGGCCUGCUCUUUUUCUUCCUCAACUUGAAUCCUCGACCGCUCAAGUCGUUCAGCCAGCACAACGCCGAGUUUGACUAUGUUGGCCUGGUCCUCGUAGUCGUUGGCGUUGUCUGCGUGCUUCUUGGGUUCAAUUUCAGUGAAACAAGCUGGACAUCGCCACAAACCAUCGCAUUACUCGUCCUUGGAUUUGUGCUACUAUUCGUAUAUGCCGUUUACGAGUGCUACACCACCAAAAGCCCUAUCAUCCCCCCACGACUGUUCAAGGCCAGUUUUCUUUUCACGCUUAGCUGUCGAUCGCUGAGAGCAGGCCAGACACGAACUACAGCAAUAAUUCUAACGACAACCCUCUUACACGCUUUAGCAUUCUUCUCUGGCGCAUACUAUCUUCCUCUUUAUUUCCAGGUACUCGGUGCGUCUGCGACUGGUGCUGGUGUCAGGAUGCUGCCCUUCUCCCUUGGAGGCGCACUAGUAUCCGCACUAUCCGGCCAGGUUGUCUCCGCUCUGAAGGCAUACCGCCCCGUUUUGUUCUUCGCUUGGCCUGUCAUGACGCUGGGUAUUUUCUUUGUGUUUCUUGUUAUCCGGCUCAGAGCCGUGACAGGCUAUGGACUCAUGACCACGUUUGACGAGAAAUCCGGCGCAGCCAAGGAGGCGAUAUUUCCGCUGAUUGCCGCGUUGGGUGUUGGUUGUUUGUGUAAGUUAUUGCUCUGGAAAACUGUAGGCAAAACUAAUGCAUCUAUAGUCCAGGCUCCCCUGAUUGGACUACAAGCAGCCAUGCCGCUGAAGGACAUGGCUACAUCCACCGCGAGCUACACGUUCAUCCGAACACUAGGCGCGACUAUUGCGAUCGCGAUGGGGCAGGUUAUCAUUACGAGCACUCUGAGGAAUAAAAUUGCCCACCUACCGAACAUGACUCAGUCGAUUGAUACCUCGGCCGCGACGCUGAGCCAAAAUGUGCUCAAGCUGAAGGAGAUCCCGGAGCCGUUGCGCACAGAGCUGAUACACGCAUAUGCGCGGUCUAUUUCGCGGGUUUGGCUGGUUAUUGUGCCGAUUGUUGGUGCAGGGACGAUUAUGACAUUUUUCAUUCGACGAUACACGCUUGCGCGGACGGUAGUUCGGAGUGGGGAACAGGAGAAGAAGGCGACGGAUGUUGAAAAGGGCGAGGCAUCAGCGGAAGAAACGAAGGACGAAACGGGGAACGAGGAGGAACGCGGGUCGACAGAGAAGGGGCCGGGCAAGAGCGAUAGUGCAGUCUAG
This is a messenger RNA of Mycena indigotica, 1983 nucleotides long. RefSeq names its product MFS domain-containing protein. The record is from RefSeq and is a predicted model, not a curated record. Bases 1 to 1983 code for a protein of 660 amino acids. Gene Ontology annotation, biological process: transmembrane transport. The transcript has 22 exons. Gene Ontology annotation, molecular function: transmembrane transporter activity. Lineage: Eukaryota; Fungi; Basidiomycota; Agaricomycetes; Agaricales; Mycenaceae.